AUGCCUGCAAAAACAUCUCUCCAGCCACGAGGUCUUAACCAUCAUGCCUAUGCCACCUUGAAUAUGGACGAAACGCACCACUUCUGGACUGAAGUCAUGGGUUGCAAGUUUUUGGGCGCGUAUGCCUUCCAGGAAUCCGGCCACGAUAAGCCUAUUCCAGACUCCUACGUGCAUAGUCUCUAUGGCAUGUCUGACGGCUCAGCAUUGGCUUUCUUCGAACUGGGCCAUGGUUAUGAGAAGAAAGACGACGGAAUCCCCAAAUACACAAAGCAUCUUGCUCUGAGCUGUGAUAGCAAGGAGCAGGUGAAACAAUGGCAUGAAAAUUUCACUGCGCACGGCCUCGAAGUUAUAGGAGAAAUUGACCACGAGGGAAUGUGGCUCUCGAUUUAUGUGACUGACCCUUCUGGCCUCGUUAUCGAACUUACGCAUCAAUCGCACACGUUUGACGAUAACGAUGCCGCAGAGGGGUUGGAGGUUUUGAGACAGUGGCGGAAGGAUAAAAUUGCUUUGAAGCAGUGA
This is a messenger RNA of Trichoderma atroviride IMI 206040, 519 nucleotides long. RefSeq lists its product as uncharacterized. The record is from RefSeq and is a predicted model, not a curated record. Lineage: Eukaryota; Fungi; Ascomycota; Sordariomycetes; Hypocreales; Hypocreaceae.